Messenger RNA from Cinara cedri, 207 nucleotides. NCBI's taxonomy places the organism in Eukaryota, Metazoa, Arthropoda, Insecta, Hemiptera, Aphididae. The record is from the annotation of a GenBank genome assembly.
AUGGAGAAGAUUGAUAUUAAAUACUUAUGUAAAAGAUUUUCACUGGACCAAGAUGAAGCUAUUGGCGGUAUGAGAAAAAUUAUUUACGAUCAAACUAUUGAUCCUAAAAACGUGAUGUCUGCAUUCUACAUCUUUCUUAAAACAUUUCCAUGUUCAACCGCAGAAUGUGAAAGAGGAUUCAGUGUUAUGAAUAACAUUUGUACUUGA